GCGAAAACCAAAUUCAGUUGAUAUAGGAGUAUCAUGGUGCAAGUAUUGCUCGCAUCAAUAUUUGUAUAAAUCUAUGCAUAUGUAUACAUACAUAUUUACUAAUGUAAAUGUCUGUGCGUACAAUGUUGAAAAAUAAGUAAACUAUAUUUUAUACAAAAUACCACAUUGUACUAAACUCGUAAUAGCCCAUUAUCUAAUACUUGUUUUUAAGUUAUAGAGCAUUAAUGUGAUUUAAUGGUUUGUGCUUAUGUCCCAAUAAGUGGGUAAUACUGAGUUCAUAUUAUAAUAAUAUUUCGCAGUGAAUAAUGGAAUAUUAAUAAUGACUGCGGAAUUUGCAUGGUCAAAUUGUGUGAUCUUUUGCUUUUAACUUCCUUUUAACAGCGUUUAUUUUAGACACAGUGUACGAAAAAUUUAAAUAAAGUGUACAUUAAAAGGCGUGAAAGUUUAGAAAUUCAAAUUAGUUCCAGCUUAAAAUUUUGGAAGCAUGCAUUUUCUUAAACUCUUUGCCGUACUUGUAUGCAUUAUUUCCCACAACAAUUACGACGCUCGUGUCCAAAUUCAGCAUCACUCAGCAGAAGCGAACAAUUUGUUUGACGAAAUUGAACAAGAAAAAAAAGACUUGCUGAUGAUACCAAAGAGCCAUACACUCAUCGUUCCCGCUGACACACGUGCUGCCUUUUUCGCAUUCAAGGCAUAUGAGGAAGGGAAGAGCGUAUUUCACGGUAAAUGCAAGCCUCAGAAAGUAGAUUUACACUUGAAAGCUGGAAGUUAUCCCGUUAUUAGUCCGGAAAAUAUAACAUUUCCAAAAAAUUUUCUGUCGGCCGAUCAAAGAUCUAAAAUAUUCAAUGUGAAGUUUCAAUCCAAUGAAAAACAACAACACCUUUUAAUAGAAGGUCCACAAAUGGGUGAUUGGUUCGCAGUAGCUUUUAUUAGUUGGACAGAUCCGAGAAAAGACCGUAUUGAACAGCAAG
Messenger RNA from Bactrocera oleae (olive fruit fly), 971 nucleotides. The record is from RefSeq and is a predicted model, not a curated record. NCBI's taxonomy places the organism in Eukaryota, Metazoa, Arthropoda, Insecta, Diptera, Tephritidae.